UUGUUCUAUUUAUUCUACAUGCAAUUCAUACCAAUUGCCGUUAGAGGAGGCAAUUGUAAAAGGUUGAAUGGUGAUCUGCAAGAUGAUCAAAGAAAAGAGCGCACAGACAACUCAGAGGUAGUUGGGGUUUUUUUUUGAAUAUUGUGUAGUAUAGUUGUAAUAAUGGAUGCUGUAGCGUCAGACAGAAGGGUUUCUCCUCUGAAGAACUUUGUGGCUGGAGGGGUUGGUGGUAUCUGUCUCUUAUUCGCUGGACACCCGCUAGACACUAUCAAGGUCCGUCUGCAAACACAGGGAAGUGUUGUCUACAGAGGAACAUAUGACUGUUUACGAAAGACUGUUUUCAAAGAGGGAAUAUUUGGCCUGUAUAAAGGGAUGGGUGCUCCCUUAGCUGGUGUUAACCCAAUGAUGGCUUUGAAUUUCUUUGGCUUUGGGCUGGGAAAGGAACUUCUGCAACGUGACCCCACCAAGCCGUCUUUGUACACACAGAUCUACUUGGCCGGAAUGCUGGCAGGAGUGUUCACCGCUGUGAUCAUUGCCCCUGGGGAGAGAAUCAAGUGUUUACUUCAGACCCAGUCCUCAGCUGGUCAGCUGAAGUACGCUGGACCAGUGGAUUGUGCACUCAGACUUUAUAAGGAAAAGGGAAUUUGUAGUAUCUACAAGGGCACUGUUCUUACUCUAAUCAGAGAUGUUCCCUCAAAUGGUAUAUACUUUCUAACAUAUGACUACUUAAAACACUAUCUGACCCCUGAUGGAGAGUGUGUUCAUCAUCUCAGCACACCCAGAGUUCUUCUUGCGGGUGGGAUUGCUGGCAUGUUAAACUGGCUGAUUGCUCUACCUGCAGAUGUGCUUAAGUCAAACUACCAAACAGCCACUGAUGGCCGUUACCAGGGUUUAAGAGACGUGUUAAGAACACUGUUACGGGAAGAAGGAGUUCAUGCUCUCUACAAAGGCUUAAGCGCAGUCAUGUUACGAGCAUUUCCUGCUAAUGCGGCUUGUUUUCUUGGUUUUGAGGUUGCGCUAAAGUGCUUAAACUACAUUGCUCCAGACUGGUGAUUUCACAAUGACAACAGACGAGGAUUUUUAUUUAACUAAUUUAUUUUUUCCCCUAUGUAGUAUUGUUUUAUCACAACCCUUUUUGUUGUCAUUUCAGACAGUCAUGUCUUUUCCUUGCCAUUUAAUUUAGAACAGAUGACAGAUUUUUUGCCUUUACAGUUUACAGUCAAGUCUGUUACUUUUCUAAGAUGCUCUCUUA
Megalobrama amblycephala (Wuchang bream) is the source of this 1252-nucleotide messenger RNA. RefSeq names its product mitochondrial carnitine/acylcarnitine carrier protein. The coding region runs from base 163 to 1053 and encodes 296 amino acids. Gene Ontology annotation, cellular component: mitochondrial envelope. Gene Ontology annotation, biological process: mitochondrial transport; carnitine transmembrane transport. The transcript has 10 exons. Lineage: Eukaryota; Metazoa; Chordata; Actinopteri; Cypriniformes; Xenocyprididae. Gene Ontology annotation, molecular function: O-acyl-L-carnitine transmembrane transporter activity. The record is from RefSeq and is a predicted model, not a curated record.